Molecule: messenger RNA, 942 nt
Organism: Penicillium vulpinum
Lineage: Eukaryota; Fungi; Ascomycota; Eurotiomycetes; Eurotiales; Aspergillaceae
Product: isoflavone reductase family protein
Exons: 1
Coding region: 1-942 (313 amino acids)
Source: RefSeq, a predicted model, not a curated record
AUGACAUCCAUAACACGACCAGUCGUCGCUAUCGCUGGAGCCACCGGACAUCUAGGCAAGCACGUCACAACAGCCUUCCUCUCCUCCCUCUUCCAAGACAAAUUCUCCGAGAUAAUCCCCCUCUCGCGAAACGAGUCAUGUCUCUUCCAACCCUCCUCAUCCCAAGGCGUAAAACUCACAGCACGCCGCUACAACGAGAGCAACAUCGAAGAAGCCCUCCAAGGCAUCCAAAUCCUCGUAAACACAAUCGGACCCGCAGGCCACGACUUCAAAACAAAGCUCACAGCCGCCCUCCCCAAAACCAACAUCCGAGUCUACUUCCCCUCCGAGUUCGGCGUCGACCACUACGGUCAUGACUUCGCCCACCUGGAGUGGAACGAGAAGAAGAAGCACUUCGCGAACACGCAGCACGUCCUCACGCACAUGAAGAUCUGCCGCGUAUUCCGCGGCCUGUUCCUAGAAGACAGCAUCGGGCCAUGGUUUGGUCUCGACACCCAGAACGGGAAGUAUACUAGUGUUAGGUCGUUCCGCACGCCGGUGUCUUUUACCUCGCCUGGCGAUGUCGGCAGGACCGUUGCUUCGCUGGCGACUCUUCCUACAGAGGAGAUUCCGGAUGUUGUUCAUGUUAGUGGUGACUCACGCUCGAUUGUGGAGAUUGCGGGGAUUAUGGAGUCUGCUGGUGCGGGACACAUUGAUAUUGACUGCCUCCCGUAUGAGAAAUAUAAGGCGGAGACUACUGUUGAGCCUUCAUGGCGUCCAGCUGCUUAUCUAUGGUUUCUAAUGGGUGAUAGAGGUAUUGCUCAUAGUACUGCUUUUCUUGGGGCCGAUAAUGAGCUUGCUAACCCUGGUCAACGACUAUGGAAGUGGAAGACUAUACAGGAUUUGGCGGAGGAAACUAAUGGGCAGUCUGUAAAAGAUGUUGUAUGGCCUCGUCAUAAGUAG